AUGAGAAACACUUGCAAACUCCCAUCAGCGGCGGUAUUUUUGGAAACCAAAACAAUGUGAAAUUGAGCUGUUCGCCAGGGUAAUGUGGGAAAAUUUUUCAAAAAACGCAUAUAAAGCGCAUUCUGAGUUUUGAAAUAGACAUCAAACACAAAUUAGAAUCUCGAUGGAUUCGGACAAUGAGGAAAUCCCUGAGUUGGUGGAGGCGGAUUUGAAGCCAGUUCCAGUCACAAUUGUUACAGGGUUCCUGGGCUCAGGGAAAACGACCCUGCUAAACUACAUCUUGACCGAACAGCACUCAAAGAAAAUUGCCGUCAUUCUUAAUGAGUUUGGAGAAGGGAGUGCCGUGGAGAAGAGCUUGACAGUUGGACAGGAUGGAGAGCUUUUUGAAGAGUGGCUUGAACUUCGGAAUGGGUGUCUGUGCUGCUCAGUCAAGGACAAUGGAGUAAAGGCGAUUGAAAACCUCAUGCAGAAAAGAGGAAAAUUCGACUACAUCUUGCUAGAAACAACUGGACUUGCCGACCCUGGUCCCAUAGCCUCAAUAUUUUGGCUUGAUUCGGAUUUGGGAAGCAGUGUUUUCUUAGAUGGGAUUAUUACUGUAGUGGACGCAAAAUACGGAUUAAAGAAUCGCGAAAUUACGAGCGACACAGAGGCGGCGAUCAAUGCGGCCGAGCGGCAGAUCGCGCUGGCAGACCUACUAAUUUUAAAUAAAGCUGAUCUUACGAAUGAGGCUGAGUUGAACGGGCUAAAAGAGGCGGUCAGGCAACUAAAUGGUGCAAGCGAUAUUGUUACUUCUCAGAGAUGCAGGGUUGAUUUGGACAAAAUCCUCGAUUUGAAGGCGUACUCAGGAAACGGAUUUUCAAGAUUACGUUCGUUGAUGGACGAUGUUUCUAAACUGGAUGGCUUGUCACACAUUGACUCGAGCAUCAACACAGUCACUUUUGAAUGGUCCACCCCGCUGAGCGAGGACGUGAUCAACUUAUUUGCGCAGAGGAUACUGUGGGAAAACGCUCUGCAUCCAGCAGCCAUCAUUCGAAUGAAGGGACUAAUAAAAGCAAAGGAAAACGGCGGCGGCGACGACGACGGUGGUGCUGCUUUUUUCAUGCUGCAAGGCGUCUACGAGAUGUACGACCUGCAGCCGGUGCCCGGCCAGUUCCUCGACGACGCCGACGCAGCCGCUGCCUGCCGCUUCAUCAUCAUCGGUCGCGGAGUGAAAAAGGAUGAGGCAAUGGACUUGCUGCGAAUAUGCGUGUCUGACUCAAGUUCUUCCGCUAGAUAAUUUGGAAAUUUAAAUAAAACUCCCUUGGUGAAACUAA
Molecule: messenger RNA, 1313 nt
Organism: Cloeon dipterum
Lineage: Eukaryota; Metazoa; Arthropoda; Insecta; Ephemeroptera; Baetidae
Product: zinc-regulated GTPase metalloprotein activator 1-like
Exons: 14
Coding region: 164-1276 (370 amino acids)
Cellular component (GO): cytoplasm
Source: RefSeq, a predicted model, not a curated record